AUGAGUUUUCUACCAGAUUCUGAUAGCGAAGAUGAAUUACCACCAGGAUGGGAGGAACAGGCCACUGAGAAUGGCUAUGUAUGCUAUAUAAACAAACAAACAAAUGUUGCCCAAAUGACACAUCCCCGUACGGGACGUUCUAAACGUAUGACAAUGGAAUUGCCCCUGGGUUGGGAGAAACGUUUCGAAGAGGGUACCCAAAGAACCGUAUUUUUCAAUACCACAACAAAUCAGACAACUUAUAUGGAUCCACGCCUGGCAUUUGCAUUGGAAGAGCCUCCAAUGAAUAUAUCACAAGUACGACAACGUUUUGAUGGCAGCACCAAUGCCCUACAAGUUUUACAUGGUAAAGAUCUUCAUGGUCGGCUGGCUAUUGUGACAGGUGCCAAUAGCGGUAUUGGUUAUGAGACAACACGUUCAUUGGCAUUUCACGGAUGCGAUGUUAUUAUGGCUUGUCGUAAUCGUUCAACCACCGAGGAAGCAAUCGAACGUAUUGCCAAAGAUCGAGCUGCUUGUCGUAAUCGUUUACGUUGGAUGGAAUUAGAUUUGAGUUCAUUCAAAUCGGUGUGUUCCUUUGUCGAACAUGUAAAGCAAAGUGUUAAACACAUUGAUAUGUUAAUAUUGAAUGCUGGGGUUUUUGCAUUGCCCUAUACCACCACUGAAGAUGGUUUGGAAACAACAUUCCAAGUAUCGCAUUUAUCCCACUUCUAUAUAACGAUGCAGCUGGAAUCGUUAUUCGAUCAUAACACACGUAUUAUUGUACUUUCAUCGGAAUCCCACAGAUAUGCCAAUUUGCCAGCGGAUAAUUUAACGCCACAACAUUUGUCACCUCCAGCGGAGAAAUAUUGGAGUAUGAUGGCCUAUAAUAAUGCAAAAUUAUGUAAUGUGCUGUUUGCUGCCAAGUUAGCUAAGCUUUGGAAACAUCGCGGCAUAUCUGUGUUCUCUGUACAUCCCGGUAAUAUGGUAUCAACACGGAUACAACGGAAUUGGUGGUUUUAUCGUUUACUGUUCGCAUUAGUGAGACCAUUCACUAAAUCACUGCAACAGGCGGCUGCCACGAGUAUCUAUUGUGCCACUGCCAAUGAACUUACUGGCCUUACAGGGCUUUACUUUAACAAUUGUUAUUUCUGUGAGCCAAGCAAGCUAUCGCAAAAUGAGAAUUUACAAAAUCAAUUGUGGACAAUAAGUGGAGAUAUGGUUAAGCGUUUGAAGGAACCAGAAAGCCAACAGCUGUUGUAUUAAG
Molecule: messenger RNA, 1243 nt
Organism: Musca vetustissima
Lineage: Eukaryota; Metazoa; Arthropoda; Insecta; Diptera; Muscidae
Gene: Wwox
Product: WW domain-containing oxidoreductase
Exons: 7
Coding region: 1-1242 (413 amino acids)
Molecular function (GO): protein binding
Source: RefSeq, a predicted model, not a curated record